AAUCAUUUGUGUGAAAUUCCGACAAGUAAGAAGAAGCCCAGGGAAGCUAAUAAGAUGAAGUUGAAUUAUAUUAUUUUAGUUACAAUAAUAGUUGUGGCGACAUUUUGCUCAUCCGCUAAUGCAACUUCAAUAUGUGGAGAUCCGCAAUCCGAAAAAGACGUUCGUCUUGCGACCAAAGAAAUUGUGAAACGUUUGAUGGCAAGGCGAAAAUCUGAUUGGACAUGGGAUGCGGUUACAACGCCUAUUGUCUUCCAAGUUAGUGUUCCAAAAAUGUUUUUCGGUCGUCAAAAAACAGCAAGAUCUAUUGUGGGAAAAAUGAAGAAGAACUUUCACAGAAUGACGUUGAGACAAAAAGCAGAGAACAUUAUUGCUAUAAAAUCUUUGUGCAUGAAUGAAAGAGACGUCGGAGGAAUAGAUCCUGUGAAAAACGUAUCGGAAGAACUAAAACUACAAUUUCCGAAUAACACUCGUUUUCCAGCGAUCGGAUACGGAAUGUUUUCCAUUGGGAUUGGUUCGGUAUGUGUUAGUGGAUAUCCGAUUGAAAAUUGGUUGUUUGAAAAAUUCAUAUCUGGACAAAAUGAAGACGGAAGUUUCGGAGAUUCAAAUUAUCUUAUGAAUACCAUAAGGUUACUUGCUCCUACCCAUUGCCUGCGCCUGAUGAAAAAUCCUGCUUACAACGCGACAAAACUCGAUAAUGUGCUUUUAAAAAUGAGAGAUUACAUAAUGAAAAACAUGAUUACCACUCGUGCUGGGGAAGUGUACAUUGAGAACAAAAGUUUAACUUCACAUACGCUACUUAGUUUAUGGAAAACAAGAAAUGAAGGAGAAAACCCCGAUAAAUGGCGUUGCAGGGAGCUAUCAAAAACGUUAGGAAUAUAUCCAGACCCGGACGAAACUUUGUCUCAGUUGACUUCUCGUUUGAUGCGUCUUCAUGGGGCUGCAUACCUGGAUGUCGGAUCGCCGCAAUUCACCUGUCAAAAACCAGAUCCCGUACCAAAAGGUUACGUUCCUUCAUGUAAGCCACACAAGCCAUGGACCUGCAAAUCGAAGAAUCCAAAGUAACAGGAAUUUGCAGAAUAAAUAAAUCAGUAUUCGAACGAGUUAAAAAAGAACAUUCCUCUAUUUUUAUUAUGGAUUUUCAUCAAUUUCGUCGUGACAAAUCUUUCCAUUAGAUUUUGUAAAUAUGAAAAAUUUCAAGCACUUCAUUAUGCUCUCCCACACAUAAAAAAUGAAAAGUGACAAAAUCAAGAUUCACGUUUUAUUUUCCGUGUGCUGUCAUAUUUUAUGACUAAAGUUAUUUUGUUUUGUGCUUGUAUUUUCUGUAGUGUAUCAAUAAAUAUUUUCAUCCUAAUAGUUUAA
Messenger RNA from Styela clava, 1359 nucleotides. The record is from RefSeq and is a predicted model, not a curated record. NCBI's taxonomy places the organism in Eukaryota, Metazoa, Chordata, Ascidiacea, Stolidobranchia, Styelidae.